GUUAUAAUAAAUACUUGCUUCUAGAGCCCUCAUAAAAUAAUAAAAUGUGAACAAAUAACCUCAUGAACAGUGAGCUGCGCUAUAUCUGCGCUCCCUGUGUUACAUUCUGCUAUUACUGUGCUAUUUAGAGAGCUCACACCCCUCAUUCAGCAGGCAGAGACCCGGAAGCAGUGUGUCCGCCCCAUCCAAUCCCAGCCGACACGUGUGCCCCACUUCCUGUGUCAGACACACCGGGCAGAGCAUGCAGUGACUCGGACAUGGGGGCCAGGAUCAGCCGCGUCUUCCGGGACUUCAACAUUGAAAACCGGGCACACCGGCUCAUCGGCAAGGACAAGGUCCGGGCGGCCCCUCCGCACCCCGGCACCAGGGAGGCUCAGCAAGCCCAGCUAGAGAGUGAGUGACCUGUGGGCCUGUGGGAGCCGAGCUGACAGCGAGCUCGGGGUAUGGAGCAUUGAUUGACAGGUGACCUCCUCUCUGACACGUGGCGGGGUGAAGGUCACAUGUCCCCAGUCAAUACUCUUACUGUGUUAGAGAUGGAACCACAGCAGCGGUCAUGGUGUACAGAUGUCCUUGUUACGGGAAGCACAUAAUGCCCUGUUAGAGCGUUGCAUGUCGGGAGUUGAAGUUCGGAUUAAGUACUGUGGGUGUGCUGAAGCUGAUGCCCAGUACUUAAACUUGAAAGCUCUGUAUAAAGCCUGAUUUUUUUUUUUUUUUUUUUAUUUAUUUUUUUUUUAUUUAAAUUAGGGAAUUGUUUUCAAGUCAUGCCUGUAGAGCAGAAUGUCAGUGUGUAAAAAAAUAAAAAAGGCAUGUGAUUACUGUAAAGCAAACAUGUCAAACGCAAAAGCUUACACGGACCAAAUAGACAAGGUUUAAGAUUGUGGGCCGCAGAAAAAAUAGUUCGACCUAGAGUCACAGGUAUAGGCAACCUUUGGCUCUCCAGAUGUGUUGGACUACACCUCCCAUGAUGCUUUGGUGCUGAAGGUUGGCUUCCCCUAGACCAGGAGUUCCAAAUUAACCUUUUGACAUAGUGUAUCAAGGUCGUGGAAUCCCUUAACAUCCCCCCCCCCCCCACACUCCAAAAAAAAUUGAGUUGUGAAAUGGAAAAAUCAAUCAAAGUAUUGAUUAUUUCUUUGUGUAUCUGCCCCUGGCCAAAUCAAUGAAACAAUGCGUGCACGCUCCCUGAAGUAAUUCACACCAGACACAGGUUCCAGGUUGUUGAAUAACUUGAGGAAAGUUUAUUCAGAGGGGACGGCAAGUCCCUUUUAAAGCAAAAUUACAUCAUAAGCAUUGUCAGAGAUAACAUGGAAUAAUACAUCAAUAAUUGGUUAGGUGUUAAGUGGUUGCUUCAAUGCUCUGCCUACUGCAGGUGAUGUCACCGGGGCCAUGAGGGUCUCCCACGGUUUACCGGCGCCAUCUUGGUACACGAGGUAGUUAGUCGAUGUUAGGAGGGAGGAAGGGAAGGGGGGGGGGGGAAAGGAGCUAGAAGCUUCCAGCAGCCAUCUUAAUUAUAAUAUGUGUGCUUAGCUAUAUUGAUAUAUAUCGUGAAAUGAGUAAAUAGACAUUUUUCACUAACUAGGAAAUAUGUGUAGACCUUAUUUCCACAACAAGUUGUUUUUGUUAAUGUGUGUAUAUCUGUGCUUGUAUGUGUCACUGUGUGUAUAUCUUACACACAUAGAUACACAGUGUGUAUCUGUUUGUAUGUGUCUGUGUAUCAAGGUGUGUGUAUGAAUCUGACACACAGAUUAUACACAUACACACAUACUGGCAGAUAGUGGCACACAAACACCUUGACACAGUAUGUGUCUGUGUAUCAAGGUGUGUGUAUCUUUGUGUGUGUAUGAAUCUGACACACAGAUUAUACACACACACACAUACUGGCAGAUAGUGGCACACAAACACCUUGACACACAGUAUGUGUCUGUGUAUCAAGGUGUGUGUAUCUUUGUGUGUGUGUAUGAAUCUGACACACAGAUUAUACACACACACACAUACUGGCAGAUAGUGGCACACAAAUAAACACCUUGACACACCGUAUGUGUCUGUGCAUCAAGGUGUGUGUGUGUGUAUGAAUCUGACACACAGAUAUACACACACACACUGGCAGAUAGUGGCACACAGAUACACACAGUGUGUAUAUCUGUGUUUGUAUGUGCCGGUGUGUAUAUCUGUGUUUUCAUAUGCGCCAGUGUGUACUUGUAUCCAGGCCCGGACUGGCCAUCGGGCACACCGGGCAAAUGCCCGGUGGGCCGCGGUGGCCGUGGGCCGAGGCCGGCAGGGAGAUCACAGGAUCUCCCCUGCCGGUCUUUGCAGGGCCGGCACUGUCUGAACGCCGGCCCUGCAGUAGUCUACAGCGGGCCGGUGGGGAGAUCAGAGAUCUCCCUCACCGGCCCACAUAGAGAAUACUGCGGCCGCCGGGGGAGAGAGGGAGGGAGCCAGCCUGGCAGCAGAGGAACCCGGAGGAGCUUUAACUUACAGCUCCGCCGGGUUCCUCUCGCGAGAUUCGGAGUGUUGCCAUGGCAACGCUCCGGGUCUCGCGAGAAUGAACUCUAGCCCAACAGGCUAGAGUUCACUCACCACUUGGACCACCAGGGAUGGAUGGCGGCAGGAUCCCCCCUCCCAGGCAUAAGGUAAGCAGGGAGGGGGGAUAUAAUCAGGGCACAGCAGGGCACAUAACACUCCCAGCACCCUCACACACACACACACUGCACCCUUGACACUCACAGCACCCUCACACACACACUGCACCCCUGACACUCACAGCACACACACACUGCACCCCUGACACUCACAGCACACACACACACUGCACCCUUGACACUCACAGCACCCUCACACACACACACUGCACCCCCGACACGCACUGCACCCUCACUCACACACUACACAUCUGACACUCACAGCACACACAAAAUGCACCCCUAACACUCACAGCACCCUCACACACACACAUUGCACCCCUGACACGCACAGCACACACACUGCACCCCUGACACUCACAGCACCCUCACACACACACUGCACCCCUGACACGCACAUCACACACCCUCACUUACACACACUGCACCCCUGACACUCACAGCUUCCUCACAUGCACAUAGCACCCUCAUGCAAACACAGCACCCACUCACACACAGCACACUGCACCCAUCACACACACAGCACCCUUACCCACAAAGCACCAUCACGCAAACGCAGCACCCAUCACUCACACACACACCGCACCCCUCUCUCACACACACUACACCCCUUACACACACACACACACACACAGAGCACCCUCACACACACUGCGCAAUAUGCUUUCCUGGCAUUUUUGUCUCCUGGUAUCCCAACUAUGGAGACACCAGAGACAAAUUUCAAGCAAACACAGUGCAAGCAUGUUAUUAAAUUUGCUUGCGCUGUGCAGAACAAAUACAGGGUAUUUUUCUCAUGCCAGAGCUCUUCAGCAGAGCUCUGCGCAUGGUCUACCCUGGAAGAGCAUUGAACCAACAUGCUCACUUUGUGAUGGGGCGUGCUUGUCAUUGGUGAUGACAAAACACACCCUAUCUGGCCCCGCCCCCUUUUUAGUGGGCCGUUGUAAUUAAAAAAUGCCCGGGCCGAAUUUUCUUCCCAGUCCGGCCCUGCUUGUAUCUACACACAGAUACACACAUCUUGACUCACAAAUAUACACACUUUCACCCACAGAUACCUACAAACAUACUGGCACACACACACACAGUGUGACACAUACACAAGCCUUGCCACACAGAUAUACACAUACUCUUUUACAGACACACAUACAAACACAUAUACUCUUUGACAGACAUACAAACUCUCUAACAGAUACACAUGCAAUUUUUUUAUUUUUAUAUUAUUUUUUUUUAAAAAAUUUGUAUCCACCCAGCCCCCCUAUCUUUAGGAGUGCUGUCAUGGAGUCCACUGCCUCCCCUCCCUCACCCCACAAUGUUAUACACUGCCCCCUCCCACCACUCUAAUGCAAUGCCCUCUCCUCCAGCCACUCUAAUACACUGCCCUGUUCCCUCCCUUCCCCCCCAAUUUUACACACUGCCUCUCCCCCACCACUCUAUAAUGCACUGCUCCCCUCCCUUUUCCCCCAAUUUAAUACACUGCCCCACCAAUUUAAUACACUCCCUCCCCCACCCUCCAAGCCCAGUUUCCUCUACCUUAAGCCAUCUUUCCAGUCCAGCCCUGUACGAUCUUCUCUGCACACACUCCUCUGGCACUGCAAGAAGUGAAGGAGUGGCUGGCCUAAUAAUGGAAGCAGAGCAAGGACAGGAAUGCCAGGUGGACAUGUUCAACCACAAAGAGGGCACUCCAUAACAGGCUGCCCAUAUAUUAAGUGCUUCUGUAACACUCGUGUAUGGGUUUAAAAUUUCCUGAAUGUCAUUAGAAAUGUAACGAGAAUGUGUGCUGCACUUUACCGCAAUCCGCAACCAGGUGACACAAGAUUGGGAGCAUGUUAGUUCAACUCAGUCAUAAUCACAAUUUAGCUAAUUUAGUCUGAAUUUUCCAAUUUUGUGUUUUUAUGUUUUUCCCACCACCGCUCCAUAUAGAUAUAUAAGAGCCCUAAGCCCCCAUAGUUCUAGGUAUCAACAUAUUAAAUGUAUGCUACCAUUAUAAAUACAUAUUCAGUUAUCUUAAAACCCAUUACUAUCCUAUGGGCUCAGAGGCUUGAGAUUGUCUGCACUAUUCACUAAAGCGAUAAUUGUUAGGAAUUCAAAGUUAAUGGGACACUUUAGGCACCCAGACCACUUCAAUGAACCCUUAAUCUUAAACAUGUAAUUAUUGCAGGUUUUAUAAACUGCAAAAAUUACCUGAUAGGGUUAACUCCUCGUCUACCAGACAGCCACUAGAGGGACUUCCUGGUGGAUAGGUGACUUUUAGUCGCCUAAACAACGCUGGACCUCCUCACACUAUGAAUAAUGCUUUCCAUGGGAAAAUCCUAAUACGUGCGCGGCCAUUGCCGCACAUGCAUAUUAGGUCUGCCCGGUUGGCGUGGCCGGAGCUGAGCCAGGUAAGUGACAGAAGAGGGGCCUUGACAGAGAGGCAAGCUAUAGUGCCAGGAAAACAAAUGGUUUUCUGGCACUAUAGUUUCCCUUUAAUUUCAAAUAUAGAGCCUAAAUAGCUGAACUGGAAAAGUACCCCAAUUAAAUUUGGCAUUCACUUUAAUUUCCUGACAGUUCUCACUUUAGUGAAUAAGGCUCUUUUAAAAUAAAAUAAUAUAUAUAUCCUAGCAUAUGUUAAAUACCUAUGUUUUGCUUACACGUUUGAGUUUUUUUUUAAUUCUUGGUUUUCAGAAUGAGUCAGAUAAGAAUGAGUUUUUUAUUAUCUUUGCAGUAGGUGUUAAAGAUGAGUGGAAAGUCAAUGACAUACACUUAUGUACAUUAGCAUGCACAAAGUGGGGGAUAUAGAUAAACUAUUGCUAGAGCAAUUACAUUAAAAUAUGUUUGGAAAUAUAUACAUGAACUAGUUAAGACGUAGCUAUUUUGGUGAUUUUUACUUCUAGGCAUUGGAAAAACUGUAAAGAUGGCUCAUGGAAUGAUGUAAUUGGUUGCCAGUCUGGUCCUAUGACACAAAAAAAAAUCCGCAAUCUCCAUGCAUUUUAAUGUUUUACAUCUGUCAACUGCGCAUGCAGUUACUCACAUAUUCCUAUCACCCAGAAUGUACAUGUUUUACAAUUUUGCCAGUGUAGUGUUUAUCGUAUAUGCAUGUGUAUAUCUACUUGAAGUCAUAUUGGGGGAAGUAUUGUACUACUUUAUUUUUUUAUUUUUUUGUGUACUAAACUAGUGUAAAUUGAAAAUAAGUUACAAAAUAGCCAAGCUGGGACUACAUCUAGGUCAGAAAAGUGUUCCAAACCAGCUCUUUUGCUUACAUUUUACAAUUUGUUUAUAAGUUCAUUACAAUACGCCGCGGUUCCCUGUAAGGGGUAAGUCCACAUAAUGGACAUUUUCAAAAUAUCAAAUGUACCAAUCUAUCUUUUUAGUGAAUAUACCCGGUCAGUUAAGAAAUCAAUAAAAGUAAGCAGUAUGCCAAUGGAUCCAUUGUGGUGUGAGUGAUGACUGUUAUUCAAUCUUGCAACUGAAAUGUCAACUUUUUCAACUCCAUUAUGGACUUUAAGACUUCAAAAUGUUCCAAAGUCAAUUUACAAGUCACUUCUAUCACUAAAGAACGGGGAGGGUAUCUAAGUGUUAUUUGGGGAACUUAGAAGUGGGGUGUAUCCCCCUGGCAAUCUCUUUGGCGAGUGCACUAGUGCGGCAAUCAUUGUGAAUUAAAGGACCACUAUAGUGCCAGGAAAACAUACUCGUUUUCCUGGCACUAUAGUGCCCUGAGGGUGCCCCCACCCUCAGGGACCCCCUCCCGCCCGGCUCUGGAAAGGGGAAAGGGGUUUAAACCUACCCUUUUCCAGCGCUGGGCAGAGAGCUCUCCUCCUUCUCUCCUCCUCCGUUCCGCCCCGUCGGCUGAAUGAGCACGCGCGGCAAGAGCUGCGCGCGCAUUCAGCCGGUCGCAUAAGAAAGCAUUUACAAUGCUUUCCUAUGGACGCUGGCGUGCUCUCACUGUGAAAAUCACAGUGAGAAGCACGCAAGCGCCUCGAGUGGCUGUCAAUGAGACAGCCACUAGAGGAUUAGGGGGAAGGCUUAACCCAUUAAUAAACAUAGCAGUUUCUCUGAAACUGCUAUGUUUAUUAAAAAAUGGGUUAACCCUAGCUGGACCUGGCACCCAGACCACUUCAUUAAGCUGAAGUGGUCUGGGUGCCUAGAGUGGUCGUUUAUUCCUUUAUGUCUGCUGUGCCUUGACAGAAGUGCUUAGUUUAUUUUACUGAAGAACCUGGCACCCUCUCAGCAAUGCACAAACUAGGGUGAAUUUCUUGUACUUUGUUAAACUAUAUAACCAGGGAUGCGGCAAGACUACUGAAAGGGAAAUCUGCAAAUAAUGGAAAGUGUAAGAAAAUUUUAUUUUAAUUCUGAUCAUAAUGGAAAACCUGCUAAGUUCUAAAUUGGAGGGAUAAGCAGGAAUUGAUUGCUCCUUUUCUGUAUUUGUUCUACACUUAUUAAACAAUGCUAGGAAAGGUGUUCUGUUUAUGAGUAUCCCAAUAAUUGCUAUAACAGAUUUUGAAAACCAUUUAAUACUGAAAGGUAAGACGGCACCACAUGAUUCCAGGUGUUGAAUUUAGUACGUUUUCAAUGGUCCAGUUCUAAGUAUAGAAGUCACUUGCACUGAUGUAAUAAAUGGUGAAACUGAUGUUGAAAUGUAUCUGAGUGUACAUACCAUAACUACUACAACACUCUGCAGUGGUUAUGUUGUUUGGAGUGUUCCUGUAAUGACUCAUGGGCAGCCUUUAACAUGUAGAUUAAUGUUGGGUACUAGAAAGUAAUUUCCUUAUAUAUGUUUAAGAGGUAGAAUCUAAACGGCUGUAGCUGACAUUUAAUUUUUUUUUUUUUUAUGUUUUGUUUUUAAUUUAAUUCUUGCUUUGUUUGUUUUUCUAUUUAAACAGAACAUCCAGAAAUACAGGAUGCAGUUUACAAAAAAGAUGAUAAACUCCUUUUGCGGUUGAAAGAAGUUUAUGUCGACUCUAGAGAUCCUUCACUCCAGGUAAGCCAACCUGGUUAUCAGUGUAAUUAUGCAUCUUUAUCUAGAAUAAAUGGAUUUGCAAACUCUGACCGUGUGUGUGUAUAUAUAUAUGUGUAUAUGUGUGUAUAUUAGCAAAAAGUAUAGCUGCACUCACGAUUGAGAGAGAAAAUCUUCAAUGCUUUAUUUGGACAUUUAAAAUAAGGAUCGACGUUUCAGUCCAUCUUGUGGACUUUCCUCAGGAUCAAAGCAUUGAAGAUUUUAUCUCUCAACCGUGAGUGCAGCUAUACUUUUUGCUAAUAUAUAUAUAUAUAUAUAUAUAUAUAUAUAUAUAUAUAUAUAUAUAUAUAUAUAUAUAUAUAUAUAUAUAUAUAUAUAUAUAUAUAUAUAUACACACAUUUUCUUUUUCCCCCUCGAAUUGUGAGGAAACUGAUUUGCAAUUAGUGCUGUUAAAUUUUAAAGGUUCUGUCUGACCACUGUUUACCUAUGACUUGUUGUAGGGAGCUUUUGAGGUACAUUUCCUUUCUUUUUUUUUUUUCUUUUUUUUUUUUUUGCUAUUUUACCCUAAAUAUCUAUUUUCCUGGUCAAUUCUGAAUAUUAAUUACAGUCCGAUAUUUAAUUAUACCUGGUAAUUGUAUUAACUAAACUCCACAUUGUAACACAUUUAAAUAUGAGUAGCAAAAACUAAUGUUCUGGAAACAUUUCUAUAAAUGUCUAUACUCACAGCGUAGCUACUUUAACUUUAAAGGUGAACCUUCACUUCUUUAGAAAUUACACAAUUGAAUAAAAAAUUUAAAAUGUGAUUUAAAGUUGUGUUUCAGCUUAUUUUCUUGCGAAGAUCUAUUUUCUUUUUGCUGCAUAUUAAAGGAACACUAGAGCAUUAGGAAUACAUAUCUGUAUUCCUAAUGCCCCUUAUCAAAUAACCCGCACCUUGUAUAAAAGGAAAAAAGUUAAUAAAUAAAACAAAUUACUCCCCUUUUUUCCAGUGUCGAGUCUCCCUCAGCAUUGCAGCAAUCUUCUCUGCGAGUUUUCUUCCUGCAAAGUUAUAGGCCAAUCCAAUGCGCCUAAGAUUCUGACAUAGAGAAUUAUUGAAAACAAUGAUACUCUAUGGCCAACCGUGACGGCACCGCGCAUGACCAUGUCAUGUUAUGGUAUAAGAACUGGGAAGUAAGAUUCACAGCUCUCCUAACGAGAGGGCUUGGAGGCAUGAGUUGAAACUGUGCUUCCAAGCCCUUUAAUUAGUGAACUAACUUUGGGGGUAGAAGAGGUGGUGCAGGACUGCAAGCACUAUAACAGCUUUAAUAAAAUUAAGUUCUUAAAGUGCCUACACUGUCCCUUUAAAAAGACUCUCCAAGCACCAUAACAACCCACUGUAAUGGUAAUGGUGCCAUGAGUGCCCUAGUAACAUCCCUGUGUAAUUUUGUAAACAAUUUUUAGCAUGGUUUCACACUCAUUCAUUCAUUCAUUGGUUGAGAGAGUUAGCUAUGCACUGUCAUCCCAUGAAUGAGCUCCUGUCUUGAAUAAACUGUCAUCUGUUUUAUAAACCAUGAGCAAGUGAUAGCCUGAGAGUGUCAGCUGAAGCUGUCAGAAGCCCCAGGUCUGAGGUUUCCUGAUUGAAGCCUUGUACCAUUUAAAGAAGUUGCUGGGCUGACUAGACAGGCACAGUAUUCCUGAGUUUGGGCUUAAAUGUUUUAAUCGCUUAUGGUAAAAGGGAGUCCAGGACCUCUUUGCACCACAACCACUUGAUUACCGGUUUAACUAUUUCAUUUUGUGGUGCAGUGUGCCAAGUGUUCCUUUAAGCAUCUUGUACAUGCUCUUUUAUAGCUUUGUAUAAGUUUUAUUUAGUAACCCUGCAUCCAUCAUUGCUUUUUUAUACAUUAAUGGGAGGGGUAAAAAGAACGAGACUAAUUGGCCAGUUAGUAACAGCCACUAUACAGCUUCUACAAUUUGAGACAUGCACAGGGCUUUUAUUGAAAACCAUUGUAGGACCAGGAUUAACUGAGAAAUAUCAGACAAAUUAGGGACAUUUGGAGGAGAGUAUCUUUUUAUUUUAUUGUCCAUGGUCUUUUUUUUUUAUAACAUCAUUGUGAUUCACUACAAAAGUAAAGGGUUUGUAACACUUCUCCACCAACUCUAUAAAUGCUGAACAAAGUAAAGUUCUGCACAAUUAGCCAAUGAAUUCUACUCGCCAGGGCUAAAUUUUCACUCACCAAUGGCUAGUAGCCAGUGAGAAUUGUGGGCCCUGCUGUUAGUGCUUUUCUACAUGAAUGGAGUGGUAUUUGUUAGAGACACACAAUUAUUUCUCAGGGCUUGUUGGAGAUUUUUACCCUUGGUUGACACGUUUUUAGCAUUAAAUUAUAAAUGUCCUUUUUCCUCAGUUCAUGUUGGUGCCUUACUAAUACAAAAUUGGAGAUGUUUUGUUCCCUCUCUAUGGUUACCAAAUGUACUUUGUUGUUCUAAACAAAAGCUCCCACCAGGCAACUUCACAUUUGGUAGUUUUGUAUUUUGGGUACUCUGUUUUGCCAAGAUUUCUCACAAAAUAAAAAAAAGAGAAAUGGAUUUAAAAACCCACAAAUAUUUAACAUUUAUUAAAUUUCCAUUGUUAAACCCUUUUGAUUCUAUUUUGACUUGUUUGCUAACAAUCCAUUAUCUGCUCCUACAGAUACAACACAAUAUAUCACCUGUGUUGCCAGUUAUUUGCGUCCUGUGUUGUAAUCCCUCAUGUUUAAAAUGUUCUCCCUUUGAGACCUAUUACUGUUUUUUUUCUCUCAAAUCAUAGUUUGUACUAAACUGAAUAGAACCCUUACUGUUUUGGGUUCUAAAUAAAUAAAUAUAGAAUCUUGCAGUUCCAUUUGUCAAUUAGCAUGCUGUUUUCAUCAAAGAGGCCAAACACAUGUUUAUUUUUCCAUCUAAGCUCUGUAGUAACUCUAUAUUCUAAAUUAUUUUCACUUUGUAUUUAUUUUUAUUUUUUUAUUAAUGAUAAAUACAGGUUUUGUGUCUUACAGUAAACCUGUUGUCCACAAAAUUGUGAGGGGCAAGUGCUACUAUAUAAUGAAUACAUUGCUCAUGGAAAAUUGUAACAAAUAGAUACAUUAAAGGGACACUGAAAACACAACAACAACUGCAUCUUAAGCAGGUUAUGGUGCACAGAGAUCACGGUUUUUCAGUACAUUGUUGUUUAUAACUUUAACUAUGAGCCUAAAAAUAGAUAUAAUUUCUGCUAUAUUUAUUUUGAAUCAAAAGGAAAAAUAAAGGAUAUCACGUAUCCUACAUGAUUAAGGCCUAACGGAUGAAACAUUGUAUCCUUUGUCCUUUUGAUUAAAAAAAUAAUGCUAUUUAUGCCUUUACUCUAUCUUGUGCCUCCUGUGGACUUCUAUUUUUUAAGUUGUUAGUGGUGUGGCGGACCGCUCUCCAACAUAUACUUGUGUGCAGCACUUCUAAUUUUUGCUUUAACUAUAAGUCUGUCUUGUCUGUCGGAUAUAUAAAACUUGUGGCGGCACACACAGUUCAACAUAUCUCACCUUGUGCUGAAGCCCCAGCCAAAGCUGCUUGCAUGGAUGGUCAGCUGCUCUGGCAAAUGCUCUACAAAGCCCAGUUUACAAAACUGUGAAUGAGGCUGCUAGCAGCCAUUAUUUAAACACACAGGUAUUACUGGUGUGGUCUCCACCUAGAACCAAUUUUGGCAAAUUGAAAAAUGGUUGCGCAUAACGAUUAAAAUCUCCUAAAAAUAAAACCUGAAUGGUGGAAUAUUGACAUUGCUGUCUGCUAAUUCAGCAGUUCCACUUACCAGAUCUGAUAAAUGGAAAUACUGUUGGGGGCUUGUGGGAUAUAAUUUCUGUUUACAUGAAGACAGACACCUGAUAGGUGAAAUGUCUUGCUGGUCUCUCUCUGCGGUUGGCCCUGCCAAUCAGCAUCUCUUCAUAGAGAUGUAUUGAAUCAUCUUUAUGAGGACCUUUCAGCGUCUCCAUGCAGAGCGUGGACAUGCUGAAUGUAAAUCCUGCAAACAUUGCAGGACUUAACCCAGGAGGUCCCUCUAGUUGCUCUCUGAGUGACUGCCACUAGAGGUAUUACUAGGCAGCAAUGUAAACACUGAUUUUAAUCUGGAAAGACAGCAUUUAUAUUGUUUAGGCUACAGGGACAGGCUACAGAUACCAGAACCACUACAUUAGUGUUUCUGGUGACUAUAGUGUCCUUUUAACACUAUAUUUCUGUUUAGUAUGUAAAAUGCAAAAUAGAAUAAUUUGCAUAAAAAAGUAUGCAGAAUUCUAAUAUAAGGAACAUACUGUCUCAUGUUCUACCUCUUUGAUUCCAAAUUCUUUCAGUAAGGCCCUUCACAACGAUGAAGCUAGGCUACAGAAAAGAUGGACAGUUCCAAACCUGUUAAAUGGAACCAGUAGUCCAGAAAAUAACAAUUAUCAUUUCAGGACUAUAGAUCCCCUUUUGUGGUGAACAAUUAAGUUAAACAAACAAAAAUGGCUCGCCUUGUUUCCAGUCCUGGGACUCCUCUGCUGCAGCAUUCAACUCUACCUCCAGUGAUUUCUUGAUCGUGUCCUGUCCAAUGCUUUUUACUGGAUUAGAGUGCACAUUUAUGGCAAAGAGCUGCUCUCCUCCAAGCAAAUUUUUGCUAUCUGCAGCAUUUGAUUCCAUGACUGAGUUUUACGUGGUUUGGAGGAGGUGCCUCUAGUAUCUUUUAGGAAGACUGCCUCUAGAAGUGGAUUUAACCCUGCAAUGUAAACAUUGUAGUUUCUAAUAAAACUUCAAUGUUUUACAGUCCAGGGUUCGGUUCAAUGACAGGACCACUAUGAUAAAGUGCAGUAAAAAUGAGAAUCCAGCGCACUCCCUUAUCUACUAAACAGGUACUUUUGUGCUGACCGAUUGUUAGUUUUAUUAAAAACACCUAAUCUAGGCAAAAAAAUAAUGGGGGUUUGGUUACAUUAUAUGAUCAUACAUUGCAUAAGCCUGCCACAACUUAAUGUACCCCAUUUUAGAGUAGGUCCUACUCUAACAGCCAGAUGUCUUCUAAAUGAGCUACUUACUUUGGGAAAUACUUCCAUCUCAUGUUCUCUGCAAUACAAGGCUAAAUAGGAUCCUGAGAUGAGGCACCUGUGACAAGGAGGGGUGCAGAACCAAGGAGCUGGCUAGACUCCUAAAAAUAUACAUAUGAGAAAUCAAGGGGUUGAGAUAAAGUGUUCCCUUAAAGGAUCACUAUAGGGUCAGGAACACAAACAUGUAUUCCUGACCCUAUGGUGUUAAAACCCCUGUGCCCAUCAUGCCUCCAUAAAUAUAGCAAAAUCUUACUGUAUUCAAGCCUGAAGCUGUAGAUCUGCAUGCUGUUUGCCCCAGAAAAACAAGCUGUCUGCUGACAUCAUCAGAAGUGGUGGCCUGAUCCAAUCACAAUGCUUCCCCAUAGGAUUGUCUGAGACUGACAAGGAGGCAGAUUAGGGGCAGAGCCAGCAUGAUUCAAACACAGGCCUGGCUAAUCCGCAUCUCCUCAUAGAGAUGAAUUGACUCAAUGAAUCUCUGUGUGGAAAGUUCAGUGUCUGCAUGCAGAGGUAGGAGAUACUGAAUGUUUGGAUGCAUUUUAGGCAGCCAUGACCCAGCAAGGAUCUCUAACAGCCAUCUGAGGAGUGGCCAGUGAAGUUUUCACUAGGCUGUAAUGUAAACACUGCAUUUUCUCUGAAAAGGCCUGAAGGUAAUGAUUCUACUCACCAGAACAAAUUCAAUAAUCUGUAGUUGUUCUGGUGACUAUAGUGUCCCUUUAACCCCUUAAGGACACAUGACAUGUGUGACAUGUCAUGAUUCCCUUUUAUUCCAGAAGUUUGGUCCUUAAGGGGUUAAAGACACUCCUUAAGCUGUUUUGCCCAAAAUUGGCUUUGGUGUCAACAACAUAUUUGUAGUUUGUAUCUCAGUGCUGUCAGUACCCAAUAAAAAGCUAGAAAUAUAAUAGUUGCCAUAAUCUAGAUUUGUUAACAUUUUUAUAAUUUUAUACAGGUUAAAGGAACACUAUAGUCACCAGAACAACUUUAGCUUAAUUAAGCAGUUUUGGUGUAUAGAUGAAGUCUCGCUGCUCAAUUCUGUCAUUUCGGAGUUAAAUCACUAUUGUUUCUGUCCAUGCUGCACCUGAGUGUGAUCGCACAGCCUUUUUUUUAUAUUUUUAAUCAGAAGUUACUUUACCUUUUUUAUCUCCUGCUCUUUAUCUUGAACUUUAAUCACAUAGGCUCCUGUAAGGUCUAGCAUGCUAGUAAUAGUGUAGGAGAUCAUAAAUUCUAAAUAAAACAGAAUUUGCAAUAAAGGAAGUGUAAACAUUAGUUCUCCAUUUACCGGAAGUGUUUAGGUAGUCUGUGCACUUAACUUGCAGAGAGGUGUAACUAGAGCUAUAUAAACAAACUGUUUUAACUCCUAAAUGGUAGAGAAUUGAGCAGUAAGCUAAAGUUGUUUUGGUGACUAUAGUGUCCUUUUAAUAUUUACUAUGUAAAGCCAGUCCUAUAAUAUUUACAUAACAUACACCCUGAAGCAGUUUUCUUUUCAAAUUUUGUGCUAUAGAUAAUGUCAAGGCAGUUAUGGAAAAACUCUCUGCUGCCUCUGUAGCAAUCAGUCGUGACAUGUCUGAUUGGUGUAUGUGCUCCUAUUAAAAAAUGAUUACCCUACAUUCACUAACCUGGAAUCACUUCAAAUAAGUCACUUUGGGGUGGAGUAAAUGUUCCACUUCAGUAGUGGUCAUUAAUCAGCACUUUGUUUAUUGCCCUGUUCUGGUGCAGAAACUAAAAUGUUUCUACCAAAUACAAUAAAAAAAAGUUUAUAUUGAGAAUCAUUGUUUUAUUUAUUUUUUUCUGUUGUCUUGUUUAUGUUCAUUUACAUGAGAGGGUGUGUGUGUGUGUCUGUCGACAAAGCACUAUGAAGGGGUUAAGAAUAAUUGUUAUUGUUUAGUAGUACAUCACCUUUUGGUCAUUUAUACUUCUAUUUUGCACUUCUACACUCUUGUCUUCCCACUUCUGUAAUAAAUAUUUCUGUGAUUUCACACCCUGUGUGCUUUUUCUCACCGUUUCACUUAACCAGCCAAGCCCUUUUUAUACGACUGCCUUAAGUGUUGAUCUUGUCCUUAAUAAGAAAUCAUUAACAAACACAGUAAGUUCUCCACCCACUGGUGAAUCUAGAGAGCUUAAGUUUACAGCUAUUCUUGUUGUGUUGACCCAGUUUUUCACAGCUCUUUUGUUUUUCUCAGACAAAUUCACACACUGUGGCUCAUAUACUAAAUAUUUAACUGUUCUCAUUCUCGGACCCAGUCGACACAUUCCUAACCCAUAGAAAUCUUACAUUUACGGAGCACUGCUAUACCUUUUAGGUCUAUUUGUGAAUCAUGAAUCACUUUUCUGAGCAUAGUCUUGUACAGUUCUGGAGAGGUUUCUUGAUGUCUUCAGUUAGACACCAUUAUAGGCAUCAUAACCUCUGAAGCAGGGGUGCCCAAAAAGUAGAUCCCUAAAUGUUAAGGAACUAAAAGUCCGAUAAUGCUUUGCAUGCCUUUAGACUGACAAGACAUCAUGGAGGCUGUAGUUUUAAAACAUCUGGGCAUCUACCUUUUGGGCACCUCUGUGGAAAGUGGAACUUCUAAUUUAGGUAUAUCUAAAAGGGAGGCUAGUCCAGGGUUUUCCCAGAGGAAAAAUGGUUUUACUACAUACUGUGGGAUAGUGCCAGGAAUUAUUGGCACCAUAAUCACAUCAGUUUGUUUUUACUUCUGACAUUGUUUAAUGCUCAACCUGUGGGCCCCCAGAUGUUUUGAACUACAUCUCCCAUUAUUCUUUGAAUGAAAAGCCAAUGCACGUGUUUCUUGAAUGAAACAGCCAGGGAAUCAUGGCUGAUAACCAAGGAAUCAUGGGAUUUGUAGUUCAAAACAUCUGCAGAGCUUCAGGUUGUGCAGGCCUGGUUUAAAGAGUUACUAUAACCAUCAUAAUCACUACUGCCUACUGUAUUGGCUAUUAUAGCAGGUGUAACCUGGUGUUAUUCUCCGGUAAUAGGGUCCGGUUAUGCAGUGUAGGCAGGCUUUCAACAUUCUGCUUCUGCGGAGCUGCAAAGACCGGCUGUCGAUCCUGCCGCUCAUUUAUUGUCUGGGAGCGCCAUCUGUUUACUCAUGGACAAUGAAUGAGUGUGCAUCAAAAUUUGCGCACAACUGAUAUUGGCCAGCUUCGAACUCUUGGUUCUCGCUGGCUAAAGAUGCUCCAUGACACUGCCAGGAGUGGCAUUAAAUCUCCAGCAGCUUAGGGGUUAAACUCUGUAUGUGCAAGGAAACGCUGCACGUACAGACUCUAGGCACUUAUGACCAUUUCAAGUCACUGAAGUAGUCAUGGUGCUUGGAGUAACCCUUUCAAUUAUGUACACCAUUACACAAAUUUUCAUGUAUGGCACCCAUAAAUUCUUUGAAACUAUAUAUCACUGUUGUACACCAUCAGAAGUCUGUUAUUCUGCAGUGGAUACCUGCAGUAAAUGGAUUAUGUUGCCACUGGGCUCCGUCCCUCGUUUUUUUUUUUUCUUUUUCUAUUUUGUAAAUCUGUUUGAAGAAAGGGGGGGAGGGGAAACAGGGCUCCCCACUGAAUAUAGAGACCACCCCCUCUUUGACAGCCUUGAGAAUGCAGAAUUUACAGUUUUGUGGUGCUGGGGACUGGUUAGCCCAGUGUUCUUAGCCUAUCAGUGGUGUCAAGUUUGGAUGUAAAAUUUCAUCUGUAAUUCCUAUAGCAUAUACUUCUCAAUGCAGCUAAGGAGAAAGUGGUCUCUGGGUGUCAGGGAUCUCCCUCGGUUGUCAAAUUUCUUCUAAAUGUUUUGAUAUUUAGGUAUGGAUGAUGCCCAAAGACUCUUAGUCAACAUUGCACUGCACUAGUAAUGGUGCUUAGUGUCCCUUUAAAAAAAGAACUCUCCUUUAAUGAUUUCGUCUCUUUUUUUUUUCAUAAAGAAAUUACUUUUCUCAGACAUGUAGAAGGGUUUUGUCUUAUUUUUUUUAUGCAUAUGGAAACAUCAAUUCUGCUAACCGUUUUUGGUGAAUGGGAUAUUUUAAGUACAUUGAAGGAACUUCGCAUUUCAUUAAGUAAAAAAUAGCUGUAAAAUCCAGAAGUGAACACAAUACAAUUACAUUUCUUUGUGGUAGAUUUAAAAAGAAAAAAUCUUCCCAUUAUAAUUAAUCAGCCUAUUGCAUGAAUUUAAAAAUUUUCUCUUGUUUUUCUUAGGUGAAGAGUGAAGAUGAGCCAUCGUCGGGUCAAGAGGAAUUCAGACUUCCUAAACUAACCAUGGGAAGCAAUCAGUUUUCUGUUGUGGAUGUGAAAGACAUUCCUAAAGGAAAAAUUUCUAUACUGGAGGCACUGACAGCUCUCCACAAUCACAAACAAAAUCCCCAAAUCUGGACCUCAGAAAAAAUAGCAAAGGAAUAUAACUUGGACAUUAAGGACUGCCAGUCUCUAUUGGAAUAUUUUAUUCCUUUUGAUAUGAAAAUCAUUCCACGACAGGACACCAAAGAUGUAACAGAAACAUGAUGUUGUGUUGUUUUCCCGUGUUUAUUUUUAAACAUUACUACAUGUACAGAAUAAUAUGAACCUAAAAUUAUUUCUCUCUUUUUCUUUCAUUUAUACACCUGGGUUUUUCCUUGAUUUGUGUACAACACACUUACUGGCAAGUCAAGAAGAAAUUCAUGUGUACACCAAAGUUCAUGCAGAACUCUCACUGCCUAGAAAAUGAAGUUACUCCGUGUACCUUAUAAAAACUUCUGUGUGCGCCUUAACGAAACUCAAAGUGUGAUUUGUCACAAAUGAUAUUAGCAAUCUUUUUUAAAAAGAGAGAUUUGAAUAGGUUAUGGUGCUUGGAGUCUGUACUGCACAUACAGAGUUAUCCCAUUGUACAGCGCUUCUGCAUUUAAUGGUGCUAUAUAAAUAAUAAUAUAGUGUUGAUGCUGAAGGUAUGACUCCACCUCCGGCAUUGUCCUAAGCAUAUACCAAGCUUGUGACACAGUCUACACGCCAUACCACCUUCAUUCAAUCCAGAGUCCAGGACAUCCUUUCUCCUGUAAUGAGAGGGAGUGACAUCUAAAGAGCGCUGGGCUGAAUGGAGAACUUGGCCUCGGCGUGGGAUUACAGGAAUUUUUUUUUUUUAAAGUUGCAGUACUGUGCCAGCAAGGUACGCCAUCCAUUAUUCCUGUUUCUGUUGGAGUAACUGAUAAGGCAGUUUGCAAAAUACAUUUUAAUUUCAAAUAGAUUCCUCAGGAGUCCUGCAACCGUUCAUUAAGCUUUGAUUUGACAGAGGCUCCAAUGCUUAUAGCUAGCUGGUUUUAGUUCCACACGGGGGCAAAUAAAGUGUGCUAAUGAAACUUAAUCUGUUACUUGUUAAAGCGCUUGACAGCAAGAUACAAAUACCCACUGGCCUAAGGUCUGUUACGGUUUUAGAGAAAAAGGUUGCAUCCUAAUGCCUUUUUAAAAAACUUUGUUUAUAUUAUCCCAGCCAAUCAUUUUGUAUGUAAACUCAUAAAAAAAGGCAUUUGUAACACCAGAGGCGUUUUAGCCGCGAGGCAAACAAGGCAUUUGCCUUGGGCGGCAUUUUCCAGGGGGCGGCAAAAAAAGCCGCCCCCAAAUGCCCAGGGCAAAUGCCUUGUUAGCCUUGCGGCUAACAGACACGCCGAGCGGGC
Pelobates cultripes (western spadefoot toad) is the source of this 18223-nucleotide messenger RNA. NCBI's taxonomy places the organism in Eukaryota, Metazoa, Chordata, Amphibia, Anura, Pelobatidae. The record is from the annotation of a GenBank genome assembly.